UUGUUAUUUAUAUUUGUUAUUAGUCAUCGGCCGUUUGGCUUGAGUAUUACUAGUAUAUAUAAAGAGAGAGAAGGGAGAGAUGAGUGGUGAACAGAUUAUUAGCUGAGUAUACUAUUAUUAGCUUAGUACUACUAGAGGUAUACUAAUUAAGAGAGAAUUAAGGUAGGAAAUUAUGGAGGUGAGAAGAUCAAGAUCAUUGAUAAUGUUGACGUUGGUAAUAAUGGUUUUGACGGUGAUGGGAAAUUUUAGGGGAUAUGAUGCGCAGUUGACAGAGAACUUCUACGCCGAGACUUGUCCAAACGUUGAGUUCAUCGUCAAACAAAGUGUUUCUACAAAGUUUAUCCAGACCUUCACCACUAUUCCGUCUACUCUUCGCCUCUUUUUCCACGAUUGCUUUGUUGAGGGAUGCGAUGCGUCAGUGAUGAUUGCGUCACCAAAUGGGGACGCAGAGAAAGACUCCGACGACAAUCUCUCAUUGGCGGGAGAUGGUUUUGAUACGGUUAUCAAGGCCAAGCAAGCUAUCGAAGCUCAAUGCCCCGGCGUCGUCUCCUGCGCUGACAUUUUGGCCCUUGCCGCCAGAGAUGUUGUCGUUUUGGCCGGAGGACCUGAUUUCAAAGUAGAAUUAGGGCGCCGCGACGGGCUAAUCUCAAAAGCAUCUCGAGUCACCGGGAAGCUGCCGCAGCCAACCGCCCAUCUGGACGAGCUCAACUCCCUCUUUGCCAAAAACAAUCUUACACAACUAGACAUGAUUGCAUUGUCCGGAGCACACACACUAGGGUUUUCUCACUGCAGCCGCUUCGCCAACCGCAUCUACUCAUUUACACAAUCGAAUCCUAUCGACCCUUCGUUGGACUCGAACUACGCCGAACAGUUGAAGGCGUCGUGCCCUCAAGAUGUGGACCCGUCCAUAGCCAUUGAUAUGGACCCUGUGACUCCAAGGGCAUUCGACAAUGCCUACUACCAAAAUCUGGUUAACAAGAAGGGUCUGUUCACUUCAGAUCAAGUGCUUUUCUCUAUCUCGGAAUCUCAAUCUACUGUACAAGAGUUUGCCAACAGCCCGGAUGCGUUUAAUGGUGCCUUCAUCACGGCGAUGAUCAAGCUCGGUCGGGUUGGUGUCAAGACUGGUAGUGCUGGUGAGAUUAGAAAAGAUUGCACUGCCUUCAAUUCCUAAAUAUAAUAUUUUUUGGGGGUCUUUUUUAACAAGCUUGUUUAUAUGAUUUCUCAUCACUGAAGAAAGAUUUAAAUGAUUACGUGAAUAAAAAGGCUUGAAAUAACGCCUUCUGCAUGUGGUGUAACUCAUUGUUUGGAGAAA
Morus notabilis is the source of this 1312-nucleotide messenger RNA. Its product is annotated as peroxidase 55. NCBI's taxonomy places the organism in Eukaryota, Viridiplantae, Streptophyta, Magnoliopsida, Rosales, Moraceae. The coding region runs from base 173 to 1171 and encodes 332 amino acids. The transcript is spliced from 3 exons. The record is from RefSeq and is a predicted model, not a curated record. Gene Ontology annotation, molecular function: peroxidase activity; heme binding. Gene Ontology annotation, biological process: response to oxidative stress; hydrogen peroxide catabolic process.